UGUGCGAGGCUCCGGCAUGGACAGCAGCUCCGCUCCGCAACUUUACACCGGAGAUUUAACCCCAGCUAUCGCUCAUUUGGGAUGAUUUAUAGCCUUUGGAAAUGGAUUUGUGAACGGGAGAAGCCGAACUUGGGUCGUUUGUGAGUUAAAGCGGGGGUUUAUGUCAUAUAUAUUUUGUUUGCUGUAGUUGUCGAAGCAGGAGGGAAAAUGCCAGUCGCAACUCUUCUGCCUUUCACUGCCACCCCGAAUAGGAAGUCUGCCAGUCCCACUUCUUUCAGGCUGACAGAGAAAUUUAUCCUGCUGUUGGUUUUCAGCGCUUUUAUCACCCUGUGUUUCGGGGCGAUCUUCUUCUUACCGGACUCGUCGAAGCUGCUGAGCGGAGUUUUCUUUCAUUCCCCGGCGGUGGAGACCAACACUCGCACCGGUCCGGAGAGCAGCGACUCCGGCUCGGCUGGAAACGAGGAGAAAAGGGUCCUGGCGAAGAUCAAAAAAGACCACGAAAAGGCACUGUUAGAGGCCAAGGAUACUUUACAGAAACGACCCGAUGAGAUCAAACAGGACAUCAUGAAUGAUAAGAACAAAGUUGCGGAGGAGAGCGCGGGUGGAGGCGGGAAGGAGGGCCAGCAGCUGCCGGUGGUGGAGUACCGGCGGCCGCCCGGGGCCACGGGCCGCGCUCCGCUGGACCCGGAGACCCGCCAGAGGAGGGACAAGAUCCAGGAGAUGAUGAAACAUGCCUGGGACAGCUACCGGCGCUACGCCUGGGGUUCCAAUGAGCUCAGGCCCAUCUCCAAACAAGGCCACUCCAGCAAUCUAUUUGGGAGCAUAAAAGGAGCGACAAUAGUGGAUGCUCUGGACACCCUCUACAUCAUGGAAAUGUUUAAAGAGUUUGACGAAGCUACUGACUGGGUAGAGAAGAACCUUGACUUCAAUGUGAAUGCAGAAGUGUCUGUGUUUGAAGUGAACAUCAGGUUUGUCGGAGGUCUCCUGUCUGCCUACUACCUGUCUGGAAAGGAGGUGUACCGCAGAAAGGCGGUGGAGUUGGGCGAGAAGCUGCUCCCCGCCUUCAAAACGCUCACGGGGAUCCCCUGGGCUCUGCUGAACCUCAAGAGCGGUAUCGGCAGAAACUGGCCGUGGGCGUCGGGCGGCAGCAGCAUCCUGGCCGAGUACGGCACCUUGCACCUGGAGUUCAUGCACCUCAGCAAACUCUCAGGAAAUCAGGAGUUUGCACAGAAGGUAAUGAACAUCAGGAAGGUUCUGAAUCGCCUGGACAAGCCUCAGGGGCUUUACCCCAACUACCUGAACCCCAACAGCGGCCAGUGGGGCCAACAUCACGUGUCCGUGGGUGGCCUGGGAGACAGUUUCUAUGAGUACCUGCUCAAGGCCUGGCUGAUGUCUGACAGGACUGACGAGGAAGGGAAGAAGAUGUACUACGAGUCCCUGCAGGCCAUAGAAACCAACCUGAUGAGGAAGUCCAGCAGUGGGCUGACCUACAUCGCGGAGUGGAAGGGCGGGCUGCUCGAGCAUAAGAUGGGCCACCUGACGUGUUUUGCAGGGGGCAUGAUCGCGCUGGGCGCUGACGGGGCGCCCAGCGACAAAACGGGCCACCAGAUGGAGCUGGCAGCAGAGAUCGCCCGCACGUGUCACGAGUCGUACGCCAGGACCGCCUUGAAACUUGGUCCAGAGGCGUUUCGCUUCGACGGCGGGGUCGAGGCCAUCGCCACCCGCCAGAACGAGAAAUACUUCAUCCUCCGACCUGAGGUCAUCGAGACGUACAUGUACAUGUGGAGGUUCACCCACGACCCCAAGUACCGGGAGUGGGGCUGGGAGGCUGUCCAGGCCUUGGAGCAGCACUGUCGAGUAGAAGGAGGCUACAGCGGCAUCAGAGAUGUGUACGCUUCCAGUCCAGGCCACGACGACGUGCAGCAGAGCUUCUACUUGGCUGAAACUCUCAAGUACCUUUACCUGCUCUUCUCCGACGACGACCACCUGCCGCUGGAUCACUGGGUGUUCAACACGGAGGCCCACCCUCUGCCCGUCAUCAGGAAGGAGAACACAGACAGACCCAACGAAGUGGAGUAGUGCACCCCCAGAACCAGAACCAGAACCUCUGAUCCUGUAUAUCUGAGCCUCCGACCGUCUGUCUCAAACACUUUAGCCGUUUGGAGCUCCCAGGGGCUACAGAUGCCACUUUAUUAGGAGAUUUUAUAUUUACUGUGGGGCUCUGACAGGAUUGAAGCCUGUCGGAGCUGACGUCUCUCUGUUGAUCCACCUCUGCUUUUAUUUUUUGUUUAUUUUUGGUCACUUCUGGUUGAGACCAAAUGCUGAAGAGCAACAUUUUUCCCUCCUGGCUAACAGGAUAGCUCAUGUCGUAACGUGGUGAUUGACAGGAGUCUUCAGUAAUAACCCGUCAGUGUUUCUGCAUCGUAGAAGUUGAACUUUCUGAAGACAUCCGUGUAUAAUUUAUUUUUGCGUCUCGUCCGAUGACAAUCUGUGAGGCUGUCCCGUUACUCACCAGCGGGUUUGUUCGUCGCUGCAACUUGUUGUUUUGUUUUUCCCUCGAGGGCCAAAGCAGCCGUCUCCCUGAACUGUGGACACCAAGCCCACGAGACGUUCCCAGCUCUCGGAGGACGACGACGACGGGAGUCGCACGUUGAGCUAAAGGAGGCUCGGCUCACUUCACACUUCACAUUCGACGUUUUCCGCUCUGCUGCUCCGCUUCGGCAUCCGAGCGGGAACCACUCGGCACCACUGCUCUUGUUUUUGUUUCGUUAGAGAAAACACUGGAAGUUUUUGCUUUUCUAAAGAUGCGUUUUGUGGUCGUGAAAGGUUAAAGGAGAGACGCUGCACAAGCAGAGCCUGGUUUUCUAGACCUCUGCUCUCCCCCGACGGCUCCUUCCUCCGAGCCGGACCGCUCCCUUCUUUCUCCCCGUCGUCUCCACGGCUCUCCUCCUCUUUCUGCUGUUUCUCUGUAUCUCUGACCGGCUUUUGUGAUUCAUGUCUCUGACUGGUACAUGCAUCUUUAACCUUCUUAGUCUCCCUUUUUAAUAACAUUUUUCUUCUUAAUUUCCUUCCCCAAAAAUCACACCUUUUGUAGCUUUUUUUUAGCGUCUCCUCAGUUUGAUGGAACGUCAUUUUAUCUUCCGUGAUCUGGUGAAAGAUCACGGGAAGUAAACUGAAGUUGGAGAUGCUCAAAAAGAGCAAGUUUGUGGAUAUUUGACGUAGGGCUGUUCGAUUUUGCCCAAAAAUAAAAUCUCGAUUUUUUUCUCUCAAAAUCCGAUUUUCGAUUACGAUUAUUUUGUGAAUUGACAAAAGGCAAAGAAAUGAUUUCAAAUAUGCUGUUUUUUUAUUGAACAUUUGCCCCAUUGGGCUUGAAGUGCAAACUUUGCUCUUAUUAAACCAAAAAUGAAUGAAUAAAGUGCAAAACUCUGUAAAAUAAGUUGAAAAAAAGUUUAAAAAAAUAUAAAAUAUAAAGUUUUAUCUCUGGAAAAAAAAAAAAGAAAAAAAAGUGAAAAAUCGAUUUUACGAUUUUCACGUUUUAACAUCGUUCUAAUUACAUAAUCACGAUUACGAUUUAAAAUCGAUUGAUCGAACAGCCCUAAUUUGACGACAUCUCGUGAUUUAAAUGUUAUCCUCCCCUUUUUCGAAGAUUUCCAAGACUAUUUAACAAACAUCCUCAGCAAAUGUUGCUAUUGUGACAGCUGAGCUUUAGAAACUCCUAUAAAACCCCAACAUUUGGACUUUUCUCUAAAGAGGACACUUUUAUCGUAUAAUCAGCAGUCCGGCCCGCGUGCUGGUCAAAUCCUCAAAGCUUUUCUGGUUUCCGAUCUCCACGUGCAGCACCAGGCGGGCUGUAGGAUCUUCUCUCCUCUGUGAGGACGCUCCAAUUUACUACAAUAAUUGACCUUUUUCUCUCUCACGCACACGAAGCCAUAGCACAGCUUUACCACCCCGCCGGCGUGCUGUCGCCCGUUCUCCGUUUACUCCCGAGGGCGCGUGUGUCUCCGUGGCCGCUUUUAUUGUCGUGUAUCAGCAUGUGAUCAAAGUCGAGCUCAGCCUUUUUAUUAAGUUGAAUUUGAUGUGAACGAUUCCUCCUGUAGCCAGAUGAAGUUUAAUUCAGUCCAGUGCCUUGACUGUUCAAGAAAGCGGGGGAGAAGCUGCCGACACAAAUGCACAGGACUUGAGUUUGUGAAUAGUUUUGCAGCUUUAAGUUUUCGCUCCUCUGAUGAGGAUUAUAUCAGAACUAGACAUGGAUUAAAGGAUUAGGCCUGCGUUUUGAUUUGAUAUUCAGAGCGACUUUGGCUUUGAAAUAGCUGAAGAGUUGGUGCAAACAUGGCGAUAAAUGGGAGAUCGGACCACUAAAGGUCCAUCGAAGGAUUUGGUAAAAUCGAGCUCAGAAUGAGGGGAUUAAGUCCGUUGAUUGUUCAUUCCUGAGGGUCCAGGGUCUGUGGGGAAAUGUGAACGAUUUGAGACUCUUGAAGUCUCUAUCAGUUAUUCCUUUGACUACAGUGGCAUCUAGUGGUGAGAGGUUGUAACUGCAGCCCUGGAUUCAACGACAAGGCAAAUCAAUCAUGUCAAACCUCUGUUUUUGACCAAAUUAUUAUUACUGUCAGUCUUUAUUGUAUAUGUUUAGGUGAUGGAUCUUUACACUGUUCAGUUUGAUUAUCCCAGUUCUCCGGCUUCAACCAAAGAACAAUUACCAGACUUGGUGCCGUUGGGAUCAUAAUUAUCUGAAUUGGUACCAUUAUUUUAUCAAUACGGUUGAAAACGUGAUUUUCCUCAACUGAAUAUGUAUAUCCACCUCUAGAAAGGGAGAUUUCUUCACUAAUAUUUGUUGGGCGCUUGGAGCAGAGGCGUCGUGCUCGGAGAGCAGCUCUUUAGUUGGGGGGAUUUUUAAAAAUGAAGAAAUCAAUAUUUUAUAGGAUGCGGCGUCGGGUUUUAAUUGGUUAAACUGAUCAAUAAAGCUGACUGAAACAGACUGAAGCUAAAGGGGAGUGAUUUAGCUUUUUACUGUCUUAAAAGAAGCCCUCCUGUUGCCUCGUUGCUACAGGGGGCUCUCGCUCAUCGUUGCGAUAAUAUUUCUCUUGAUUCAAUUAGGCAAUCUGAAAAAUGACUGAAUGAAAUCAUUUGUGUAUCUAAAGGCCAAAACGAAAGAGCUCCUUCACGUUUUCACUGAUCCAUCAUUCAGUCGGCCUUCCCCUCGGAGGUUUCUGAGAAUCUCUCCACGUUCUCUGAAUCGCUGCAGAAAUGACGUCGUCUCCGGUUCUGAUGUGUCGUAACGGCUAGUCUUUCUGCUUGUGUUCAUUUAUUAAGAAGUGAUCAUAGGACAUGUGGGACCUCCGGGGGGCGCCGGCGCUUUGAUGAUGAGAUUAGAGGAGCAGGUGGUGAUGGCGUUGGUUGUGUCGGGGUGUGAUGUUGCUCCUUCACAGCGACGGCAGACAGAGGAACCAGCUCACGGUCCAAGAGCCUCGGGGGGACCGGAACUCUACGAAUGUACCAUCCAAUGUGAAUUUAAACAUACAUCUACAUCCACUUUUAUUCACAUUUUCCUUUUUAGUUGUUCGUUUUUGUUGUUUUAUUUUUUUUCUCUCAUUUCCAAAAGCACAAAAGAGUGAAGUUGCGCAUGCGGGCAGAGGAAGGUCUGUGUCAUCGAGAGAUGAACGCGUGCACGGCGUAAAAACUGACUCAAAUCUGCAAACGGAGGCCCAUCGGCUCGAUCCUGGAACAGGCGUAGAUGCAGGACGUGUUCGUUGUGCAGAGCGAUGUCGCCUCACGUGACAUAAAUCCAAAGAAAAGGAGGCGUUGACAAACUUGAAUCCUGAUAGCUGAUGAUCGAUCAGAGUGACAUCAUUCUGGCUCGUCAGUGUUUUCUGUCGUCUUCAUCUCUGACGCCGUCAGACACGCCCACUAGCGCAGGGCGGCGUUUCUUAGUCGCUUACAUAUUAUCAUAUUACAUAUUAGUUUUUAACUCCAGUGAACACUUGAUUCUUAGUUCACACUGCUAGUCUUAACGCUCAAUUCGGAUAUUUUCCUCAGAUCCGAUUUUUUUUAUUUUGUUUGGCUGUUCUAAAUGUGGCCUAUGUCGGAUUCCAGUGGGAACUGUUAGAACUGAUCCGCAUGCGCAGAAAAACUAUAACAAAGAGGGCAAAGGCAACGGAUUGGCUCCUGCUCAAGGUUUCUUCCCUCCUAAAGGAGAGUUUUUUUCUUGCCACUGUUUGGCUUAAGGCUUUUCUCCCACUAGGAGAGUUUUUACCUGCCAUUGUUUAUGUAAUAAUUGCUCGGGGGGUUUAUGUUCUGGGUCUCUGGAAAGAUCCUAGAGACAACAUUUGUUGUAUUAGACGCUAUACAAACAAAUAAAAUUGAAUUGGAACUAUGGCAGGGAGAAAUGUCGACGUAGAUUGACAUAAAAGUCGAAGUUAACACUGCAGCCACAUUGAAAAGAAUCCGAUCUGGGUCUGAUUCAGGACCAUAUAUGGAAACGGCCAGAUCUGAUUUAAAUAAAUCUGAUCUGGGCCACAUCUCGAGAACUGAAGAACAAGUGGUCUGAAGAAGUCAGGCCUGGUCACUUGACCCCUAAAAGAAUCUGAUUUGGGCCACUUUUGUGUGCAGUCUGAAACCCUGGUGUCUGACUCAGACCCGGAGGGCUGAUCUGCAGCAUCUCCUUCAUUCAUUCAUUCAUUUUCUAAACCUGCUGAAUCACAUCAGUCCUGCUCAUCUCGCUGCCUGAAGUGAGACGUGCAGGACGUUCCUGUAAAGCUGCAGGUUCAACCGAACCUCAUUCCUGCUCAGACGUUUCAGGAUGUGAUGUUGACACUUUGCUCUGUUGCCUUUCUGUUGGUGAAUAUUGUAAACGAAUCAUCUCCCUCCUUGUUUUUUUUCUUUACAUCAGUGACUUUUCUUUUCUGCUCUGAACCUGUUGAACCGUGAACCCCAACGCCAGCUCUGUCGAUGGUUGCAACCCCCCCGAAGAGGUUUAAAUGUGUGAAACCCAGCUGAGAAAUGUACAAAACUAUUGCUGAUAAUCAUUCCACUGCACAUAGUUUACUUUGCAUUUGAAUGCAAGAUUUUAAUUUUUGUGGGGAACUUUGUUUUAAUGUGUUUAAAAUUAUUAUUAUUGAUAUAAAUGUAAAUAUUUCAUUGCGGCUAGUAAGCCGUUUGGCAUUUAUAUGAAAAUCUUCUGAGCUUAUGGAUGAAAAUGAUAUUAAUGAGCAGCAGACAUUUUAAUAAACUAUAUUUGUUACACUUCUGUUGUGAA
Messenger RNA from Cololabis saira (Pacific saury), 7252 nucleotides. RefSeq names its product mannosidase, alpha, class 1A, member 1 (gene man1a1). Lineage: Eukaryota; Metazoa; Chordata; Actinopteri; Beloniformes; Belonidae. The record is from RefSeq and is a predicted model, not a curated record. The coding region runs from base 208 to 2079 and encodes 623 amino acids. Gene Ontology annotation, cellular component: extracellular exosome; Golgi membrane; endoplasmic reticulum. Gene Ontology annotation, molecular function: mannosyl-oligosaccharide 1,2-alpha-mannosidase activity; calcium ion binding. Gene Ontology annotation, biological process: carbohydrate metabolic process; N-glycan processing. The transcript has 12 exons.